Pisolithus orientalis is the source of this 670-nucleotide messenger RNA. RefSeq lists its product as uncharacterized. The transcript is spliced from 3 exons. Bases 77 to 337 code for a protein of 86 amino acids. NCBI's taxonomy places the organism in Eukaryota, Fungi, Basidiomycota, Agaricomycetes, Boletales, Pisolithaceae. The record is from RefSeq and is a predicted model, not a curated record.
UUUCAAACCACAUGCGCGUGUCAAUUCCUUGGCAGAGAUACUACCCAUCUGACAUAUACCCAUUGGGCUAGGGACGAUGUCGCGUUUGGAGUUGGGGGCGAUUCAGUGGUGUUUGGGCUUCUGCCGCCAUUUCUUUGUCACGUUGGCACUCAUCUCGUCGUCCCACAUCCACUGCCCACAUCAUGCAACGACGUGGCCUCACCCAGGGUCCGAUGACCUCCAUUUUAUAAAAUCGGACUCUUUAUUAGGGCAUGACCCUAUGGCAGACCUUACAUGUGUGUGUUUGUUAUUGGUCCUAUCAACCCGAUUCCACGGACAUGAACAACGUAAGUCAUAGCUGUCCAGCAACCUAGUUCCAGUUGGCCAAACUGCGAUAGAUCAUGCGCCUUCCUUUCCUAGCUAACGUUGCGUGCGCCGAGAUGCUCGCUGAAGACUUCGUCAUAGACCCAGCUCGUUGGAGAAGUGCGUGACGGUCGGAAGCUUGCUCGUGGGUGCUAUUAGGAUGGGCGUCGUGCCACGUCUCGUGCACUCAUCUGAUUACCAGACAUCACGCAACGUCGCUCGGAGACCGUAUCCGCGUGUCUGUUGAUCUAUGCUGCCUGCGUCACGUCGCUUCUCACACUACUGUGACUCUACGCCAGCACACACACGGUCACGAGUGAACUGCAGU